Messenger RNA from Mizuhopecten yessoensis (Yesso scallop), 4121 nucleotides. RefSeq lists its product as uncharacterized. The coding region runs from base 524 to 1273 and encodes 249 amino acids. The transcript has 7 exons. The record is from RefSeq and is a predicted model, not a curated record. NCBI's taxonomy places the organism in Eukaryota, Metazoa, Mollusca, Bivalvia, Pectinida, Pectinidae.
CUAAGCGCUGUGUAGGAUGCCUUGGUAUUAGGAUACCUGUAUGUGAAGAGCCCAGAUAACUGUGGUGUGUGUCCGAUAUAUUUUGCCAGGUGACAUGUUUACUAGAUAAGAAGAUUAGCCUGUUCAUUAUACACUCUUAUCAUAUACGCCGACAGUGAUAGUAUACGUAAGACCCGGAUGCUCAGUGUACAAUUGUUAUCCAAGUGACGUUUUGUGGAUUUUCGGGAAGUGUUCCUGAUCCUAGUGACCAGAGAGUGCCCAUCACUGAGUAUAAGGGGUACGUAAUGGUUGUAUUUCGUCUCUGAGGUAAGCUGAGGUGACCAUUGACCAGAAAGUGACCAGUGGUGGUCAUUAUUAUUGCUCAGUGGUUUAUCUGCAGUAAGGAUAACAAAUUGAGCGAACUGUGACUUUAACAAUACCCAAGAGUGACCCUGGAGUGGACAACGGUGAGCCAGACAGUGAUUUUUUGGGAACAAGGUGAUCAGGCAGCGACCGAUGACCAGAGUACAAUCCUACAAUCACUAUGAACGAAACACGAGCAAUGCUGAUAACGGUUUUUGCCAUAGCGUUUGUAACGAUCAUCCCCAUCAUCCUGCUCGUCCGAGUCGUGACAUUUACCAAUGCUGUUGAAGAAAUCAAUCGACUUCGAAAUGAGAACAGCGCAAAUGGUACCGGAACCGGAAAUACGUCGCUCGCCUACUAUGACGAAGAAAGGUCCCAAGGAGCAGAAUUCUCAAAGGGAGACAUUAUUUUCAUCGCUGUUGUUAUAGGAGCAUGUGUCGUCGCCAUCAUCAUCACCAUUGUCUGUCAUCUGGCGUGCCGGAGACGUAGCAAUAAGGGGAAUCAAGCCAGUCUGCUUGGCAUCUGCUGUUGUUACGAUAACAAUGUGAAUAGUCGAUUUAAGGUCGUCAGCCAAAAGAUGGGUUCUGAUUGCGCAAUCUGUUUAGAAGAGAAAAAUAUGAUGAUUAAGCCAGUCGUCGAAAUAACAUGUAAACACACGUACCACCAGGCUUGUAUCAGUAAAUGCCUCGAGAUGGACAAGAGAGCGAAGUGUCCACAAUGUCGACGACAUCCGGGACAAUUCUCAACAACAGAGAGAUUUGUCGCUAUUAUCCAGACGCUCCUGAGAAAAAGGAAGGAGAGAACACUCGAGGCAACGGCAGCCAAAUGUCGAUCACCUGAAGAAGAAGAAAAGAUGUCGCCGGAGUUCACAGAUUUUCCAGAGUGUAGCGGUUACACCCCUCCCGCGAUUCCUCCCGAAGCAGUAGUUUGAGGACCUAAACUUGACGUAACUGGUGCUUAAGAACGUUUUACAGCGUUGAUUCUUUGGUGCAGACUUAAAACUGGGACGUUUUGCUGCCCUUCAUUGCCAUAGCGAGGGUUGAUUAUCAUGGCAACUACAUUACAUUUCCUUUACAUAAAAAUAUAAAAGGUUAUGAGCUCUGGGAACUGCCAUUACAUGUACUCAACGUCACAGGGGUUAUGGAAGAGCUCUAGAGAUCUGAAAUGUUUGAUAGUGGACUUGCAAUAUGUAAUACAAUGUACACAAACCACACAUGUAGCUAUAGCGACAUCAUGUGUUGGUAACAGGAAGGUUAUCGCCAUUUCCAUCCAAUCAAGUCAUCUCGACAAUGGUUAUGCUAUUUGAUAGUACUAUUAAAUUAUGCAUAUUCACUGUGUAAUGAUGUUUCCUUAUUUAAGGUAAAACUACUCAAUAGGGCAUCUGUCGUAUCGUCUAGGUUGAAGAUUGUGUAACCCUCCCAACUUGGUUCAAUUGUAAGCCUAUUUUGAUUGUCAUAAUUCCUCAAAAAAUUAUUUAUAACUACCUUCCUUUAUAAACUUCUCAUGUUGAAACGCACACUUUUCUUUCCUCAAUGUCUAUUUUAAUAUAUUAACACACAACUGAAGUGUAGGUUGAAACUGGUUCUUUCUCCUUAAACUUUACGAUGAAACAUCAGAUGGUUCUUAUACUCAAAUGUGAUAUUAUAAGGUAUUCUUUGUUUGUCUUAUUUUAGAAAAAGGUUUUCCAAACAAUUUUAUUUUUACGCAAAUCAGUAUGGUUGAAUGAAAAUAAGAAUUGUCUUGUAUUAUCUCUAAAAGUUUUCAAAUGGGACAAAUUUGUACAAUAUGUUCAGGUUUAUAUACCUUUUCUGUACAAGACAAUGGAUUGUGCAAUAUAUGUGCGUAAAGUGGACAGGGCAAUUAGAUGAAUUAAAAGUGCAAAUUUGUAUAUACAUUAUGUUGUGCACACUAUUAUUGCGGAAUACAUAUUUUCAUUAAUAGUUUGACGGAAAAUUUGGUCGCGAAAACAAGUCGCGAAAAUAUAUUAAUGCAUAUUGAAAUGAAACUUAGACAGAAUUGUUAGUGCGCCAGUAAAACUGGUAAUAUGAAGAUAUUCUGCCUUGCAACAUAAACGAAACGUUAACAUUAUUCAAAUGGAAACCAACGGGCACCAUUUUGUUUAUAGCAUAUUUAUUUUUAAUAUUCAAAAGAAAAAUAAUCUGUAAUAAACAGGGGAAGUGCUUUACAUUGCGGGUUGACAUAGUUAAUGACGUUUUAACAAUCAUGUUCAUUACCGAACACACGCAUUUGAAGCUUUGUUUAUUCGAUUCUUGUUCUUUAUUUACUGGUUUAAAUCCUUGAAACUUUCAUUAGUGAAAAAUAAAUUUCUUAAUUUCAUGAAUAAUUUUUGAUAGUUCACUAAAACAUGUAAUAAAUAAAUUUAUUUAUGCGAAUCUAUGUCGCUGCUAAAACUUUUUUCAAGAAAAAUCGUAAAAAUAUAUUUUCAUCGAAAAUGUGAUUUAUAGUUGUUAAUUUGAAUGGAAGAUGUGUGUCGUACGAAUGUGUAUAAAUGUGUAUAAAUGUGUAUGAAUGUUGAAAUAUAGACAAAUUCUUAUAUAUUCCAAAACACUUGUGCGUAGUUUUGGUUUUAUAAACAUCAUCAGUAAGGAAAAAGGAUACUCUUCUAUUGAAAAUAAAAUCAAGAAAAUCAAUGUUUUUGGUAUUUUCUCUCAUAUAAACAUUUGAAAACCUUUCAGGAUAGAAAGUCAGUUGUGAACGAAACCGGGUAACGUUUUUGUUCUACGGGUAUAUUUAAAAUGCCAGAAAGAUUAAUUUUGUUUCCCUGAAAUUAAAUUAGGAUGAUGAUAUAACCAAGACUCCACUUCCCCAUCCGUCUUUCUAUGUAAACCACAGCUUGAGAGGUGUGAAUGUUGGCAUUGUAUAUGUACAAGAGGCAUCUUAAGAAUGAUGUGAACAUACGUUCAUGUGGCCUUUAACUGUAGUCUAUGAAAAAAAGCAUUUAUUUAUAUUUAUAAAAGAAAGUUGUCGUCACUCUUUCAGUUUUAUCAUUUACUCCAACAUUCUGUUAAAUCAUCUUGUUAAUCUCGCUUAGACAUCGUUUUAGUGUUGCGCACGCUAGGAUAUUCUUAAAUUGAUCAUUUGUUGUAUAAAAUGUACAUUUGAUAUUUUCGAAACUUAGUGAUGUUGAAAAAUGUAUUGAUUUAAUUAAAAACAGGAGAUUUGUGCUCCAAUAGUUAUAUCUGUCUACGCUUGAACAAAUAUUUAACAUCAUUUGAUAUCCAUGAAAUUCAUUUCAUGAAUGUGAAAUUGUCUCUUCAAAAAGGUACAUAUUUCGUGUCACCCCCGUUUUUUAAAAAUUCAUUUUAGACACCGAAUAUUUUUGUUCCUUCUUUUUUCUUUGUUCAAUUUUCUACAUAAAUACUUUUCACCUGCUGUAUACAAUGUGAUCAAAUGGUAAUUGGUAUAACGACAAGGUAUCGUUUGUAGAUAAGACAGUAUAGUAUUGGUAUGUUUGCAUGUUGUUUGAAUAACUCCCAAUGAACAUACAAGAUUUGUUGUUCCUUUCAACGAAUAUGUGCUUUUUUUCGAGAUUGUGUUUAUUAUUGAUAAAUUUUCCUGGCUGCCGCCAACAGAUGUAUAUAUAUUUCAAAUCAUAUCAUCUCUCAAUGACUUCAAUUAUUUUCAUUUUUUGUCGUUUCAUACUUUUGUACAAUGUUAUGAUUGUGAUAAUGCUUAUUUUCAAGCAAAUAAUUAUGUUUCGUUUUAUAUUAUUAUUGUAUGUUCACAGAAAAGUAUCAAAAUAAAAUAACAAUUUCAAA